AUGUCAACAAGCCAAUCAAACAUUGACCAAGUUGAUAUUCAACAAAAAAUAUCCUUCUGUGUGGAGGAGUCGAAUUCGUCGUCUCCAACCCCAGAAAUCAAGCUUGACCAACAUGGAUUACCGUUGGUACCCCAACCCAGUCGAUUUAAAGACGAUCCAUUGAACUGGCCAAUAUGGCUCAAAUGGGUAGUCCUCAUUCAAGUUGGCUACAUGGCCUUCCUGGGCCCCUAUAACGCGGCACUCAUCAAUCCAAGUCUGAUUCUCCUGAGUGGUGCGUUUGGAGUCAGUCCGAAAGUAGCUGCAUACAGUACAACCACGGCAAUUAUUAUGGGUGGUAUUUCACCAUUCAUUUACGCGCCUCUCGCCAAUAUCUAUGGUCGUAGACCUAUCACCCUAUUCGCAAUCGUCCUAACUAUCAUUGGAGGAGUGACAUCAGCUUGCUCAACUACAUUCCCACAACUCGUUGGUACACGUGCUAUCUGUGGCUUUGGUUUUGGGGGAAUGAUGUCGGUGGGUACUGCUUGUGUGAAUGAUAUGUUUUUUCUCCAUCAGAGAGGUGAAGCUACUGGUGUAUACUCCGUAUUUGUUACCAACGGGGCUCAUGUCGCUGCAAUUAUUGGUGGUUACCUCGGUGCAUCCCUAGGCUGGAAAUGGGAUUACUGGAUCGGAGCCAUCAGCACCUCUCUUUCCCUCCUCAUCGCGAUUUUCCUCUUCCCCGAAACCCUCUUCUCCCGCGACCCUUCCUACCUCUCCACACGCACUAAAACCCGCACGUACUAUGAACUUCUUUUUGAUUUCCGCGGCAACAUUCUCCCCAACCGCUCACUCCACUUCUCCCACUUCCUCGAAUCCUUUUACAUGCUCCGCUACCCAUCCAUCUUCUUCCCCUUCUGGUACUAUACCUGGGCAUGGACCUUUAUCAAUGUCCUUCCCGCCAUCUCUAUCGCCACAAUUUAUACCCACUUCUACAACCUCAAAUCAGGUCCCAUCGGUGCCUCUCUGGGUGUUUCUCUCAUGAUUGGUAGCUUGCUAGGAGAAUUCAGUGCGGGUAAAGCAAGCGAUUAUGUCAUGUAUCGUAUGGCAAGAAGAAAUGGGAAUGUAAGGCAACCAGAAUAUAGACUUUAUCUUUGUUGUUUGUCGGCGGUGUUCAUGCCGUUGGGAUUGAUUGUUUUUGGAGCUACUGUGGGGAAAACUCAUUAUUUUGUUCCGCUUAUUGGGUUGUCUAUUGGCGUCUUCGGCCUCCAAAUCGCCUCCACAACCCUCUACGCCUACGUCUCCGACUGUUACAAACCGCAAACGGCCGAAACUGGCGUUCUCUUCAAUCUUUCGCGGGGCCUCUCAUUUGUAGUCGGAUAUUUUGCGUUGCCGUUUGCGGAAGAAGUGGGAUUUACGUGGGCGUGGUUUACUUUUGCGGUGGUGCUGUUUGUGUUUUUUGGGCCGGUGGGGGCGUUGAUUUGGUGGGGGAAGGGGUGGAGGGAAAAGGGGGGGAAGCCGGGGUUUCAUGCUUGGUUGUAG
Messenger RNA from Sclerotinia borealis F-4128, 1515 nucleotides. The record is from the annotation of a GenBank genome assembly. Lineage: Eukaryota; Fungi; Ascomycota; Leotiomycetes; Helotiales; Sclerotiniaceae.